Gryllus bimaculatus (two-spotted cricket) is the source of this 390-nucleotide messenger RNA. The record is from the annotation of a GenBank genome assembly. NCBI's taxonomy places the organism in Eukaryota, Metazoa, Arthropoda, Insecta, Orthoptera, Gryllidae.
AUGCCAAUCACCAGCGGUUUUCAUUCAAGAACAUUGGUGGUCACUGAAGGAGCUACACCAACUGUGCUCGAGCUAGAGGCAUUGUCUCAGAGGAUGUACCUGCGUUUUCACCGGAGGGGCUGCGCCUGUCGUGCUGGCGUGCUUGAGCUGGACGAAGACGGUGAGCGGCUGCGGCUUCAGCACGCGCAGCACGAGGUCGUCCAGCGGACGCGCAGCGGCCACAUUGGAGAACAGUUGAAACGAGAGGCCCCUGCUGCGCGCGCGCAGCGCCCACAGGCCGCCGAGGAAGAUCUCGUAUUCUGCUCCGAAGGUCGUCGCUGCGCCCUUCAGUCGCCCCAAGACGGGAGACUCGGCACUGAAACAAUUGCCGCUGCACAACCUUCGCACUGA